This is a messenger RNA of Vicugna pacos (alpaca), 2936 nucleotides long. Lineage: Eukaryota; Metazoa; Chordata; Mammalia; Artiodactyla; Camelidae. The record is from RefSeq and is a predicted model, not a curated record.
CAGGUGCCAGGGGAGGAAGAGGUCAUGGCGGGGCACAUCCCUCCAUGUGUGUUUUAUGCGUGGCACCCCCUUGAUGGCAACUGCAGUAGAAGACUCCCCAGGUCUGGAGAGGAGGUGAUGAAGGCGUCAGAUGGCAGUCUCCUGGGCGACCCAGGGCGCACACCGCUGAGCAAGAAGGAGGGCGUCAAGUGGCAGCGGCCGAGGCUCACCCGCCAGGCCCUGAUGCGGUGCUGCCUGGUCAAGUGGAUCCUGUCCAGUGCAGCCCCGCAGGGCUCAGACAGCAGCGACAGUGAGCUGGAGCUGUCCGCAGUGCGCCACCAGCCGGAGAGGCUGGACCAGCUGCAGGCACAGACCAAGUUCACCAAGAAGGAGCUGCAGUCCCUCUACAGGGGCUUCAAGAACGAGUGCCCCACGGGCCUGGUGGAUGAAGAUACGUUCAAACUCAUUUACUCACAGUUCUUUCCUCAGGGAGAUGCCACCACCUACGCGCACUUCCUCUUCAAUGCCUUCGAUGCAGAUGGGAACGGGGCCAUCCACUUUGAGGACUUUGUGGUCGGCCUCUCCAUCCUCCUGCGAGGAACAGUCCACGAGAAACUCAAGUGGGCCUUUAACCUCUACGACAUUAACAAGGAUGGUUACAUCACCAAAGAGGAGAUGCUGGCCAUCAUAAAGUCCAUCUAUGACAUGAUGGGCCGCCACACCUACCCCAUCCUGCGGGAGGACGCGCCCCUGGAGCACGUGGAGAGGUUCUUUCGGAAAAUGGACCGGAAUCAGGAUGGGGUGGUGACCAUCGAUGAGUUCCUGGAGACCUGUCAGAAGGACAAGGACAUCAUGAGCUCCAUGCAGCUGUUCGAGAACGUCAUCUAGGGCACGUGUGGUUGGGGAGGGCAGGGGGGGGGUCCCUGAGUGGCUGUUGCCACCUCUGCCCCAUAGAAACCUCAAUCCUGCCAGGAGCUGCCUCCAUGAGAAACUUUUUUCUAAUAUAUUUGCAAAAAGUGAAUAGUUUGCUCCAGACACACACACACACACACACACACACACACACACUCUCUCUCUCUCUCUCUCUCUCUCUCCUCUCUCUCAAACACCCUUCCUCUGGGCUGGCAGGUUGGGGGACAGAGGUGAGGGAGGGGCUGGGUCCAGGUGGUGAGAGCCACACACCCCAGCCAGCCCCCUUCCAGGCCAGUGGGUGAGGCCGCCUCUGGGCGGGCAGCUGAAACGGCGGUGUCUUCAGGCCGCUGGCCUCUGAGUGUUGCCUCCCUACAAAGGAGGUUCCAGUCUCCAAAGCAAAGGCCCCUCCCAUCUACAAGCCUUCUUUCCCACCACAUUGGGCUGUUUCUGGGCUGCUCCGGCCUUCCUGUCCCCCCCCAGCCACUCCCUGCGCACUGACUGCAGUUCCAGAAUGGCCCUCACCUCAGGACCCCAGAAGGGCAGCUGGGGGUCGGGGGAGUUCAGCCCAGGAAAGACGUGGUGAUUAGACAAGCCCGCUGCUUCCUGGAAGCACUGCCCUGGGUCCCAGGACGCCUGCCAGUCCACUGAGCUGGUGAGCCCCGCUGCUGAGGGGCCAGUGGGCUCCCGUCUCCUCCAUCCCCAGAAGGGGGCCCUUCAGGCAGGGGACUGGGUUUCUUGGUGGACAACCUGAGGGGAACUCUCUGCCAACUUCACUGGGACUGGAGGAGCCUUCCCUUGCUAGGGCUGGCUCGGGGUGCAGCGGGUAGGGCGGCCCACACCCCCUUAAGCAUCCACACCUUCCUAGGUCCUGAAAAGAGGUCACACAGCUCAGGGCCCACAGCCAGGGAGCGUGGGGGGCGGAGCAGGCCUGGGAAGGGGCUUCUGCCUCCCUCUUUGCUGUGGGCCCAUCUCCCUCUGCCCAGCAGCUUGGAUGAGCACCACUCUUCCCGGUUAGGGUCUGGAAGCCGUGUGGCCACCCCUCCACGCAGGCUCACCCCAACCCCAUACAAAAAGCACAAGGGCCCCACCAGCUCAGGCUGCAGCCCCCGGGGGAUGCCUAGGACACUCUGCUUCUCAAGGCAAGGCCCUUCUGGCGGGCUGAGGCCUGGGUCCUACCAACCCCCAUCUGGUGGCCCUGGGGAAGAAGCAUGGGGGUCGGUUCUGUGCCUCAGAGUCGUGGGGGCUCAAAGCCCAUCCCCCCCUCAAUCCCUGGCCCAGCCCAUCUCACUAACGUUCAAAAGCACAAACCCCGGGGAUUCUGCUUGGCUGGGUUCUGCUCUGGGGAUGGAGGCUGAUGUCAGCUUAAGCCAGCGCCAACAGUGAGGGCCGAGGGGCCUGCGGCUGGAUGGCAGGUCUACAGAAACCUCCAGCAGAGAGAGAGAGGCUGUCCCGCCGCCAGGCCGCCUGAGAUGGAACCCCCAUCCCCGGCAGCACAGGCCUUUCCGAGGAACAUUCCCAAACCAUACAUUCCAUCGGCCGCCGCCCCACCUCUGCCCAGGCCUGGCCCGAGGGUUAGCAGGGCCCUCAGAGGAAGGGGGGGUGGCGGAGGCCGUGGAGAUUAGCCUGGCUCAGCCGCGGUGGGGACCUCUGGGCACCCAUACACAGGUGGGCCUGCCCCUUGGAGUUGCACUGACACCCAUCUCCAGUCUGACUGGGGGCUCCCUCUCCCCUCCUCCAGGAGGGCAUCAGCUUUCCCUGGCUCAGGGAUCUUCUCCCCUCUCCCAGCUGGUGUGGCUUUGCUUCUAAGGGGCCAAGGUCAAAGGAGAGAGGGUCACCAUCAUGGCCCUGCCCUCCUUGGCCUUGGGCCAGACUGGCUGCACGUCCAACAAGGAGGGGUCUGUCUCCCGCGCUGGGACGUGGACUGGCCGCAUGUCUGCAUGGCAGAAGUGUCUCCCUUGGGCGCGGCCUGGGAGGGUGGUUUCUAUUCUCAGUGCCCACCAAUAUUCAGUCCUGUAUAUUUUAAUAAAAUAAACUUGACAAAAGGA